Apiotrichum porosum is the source of this 954-nucleotide messenger RNA. RefSeq lists its product as uncharacterized. The coding region runs from base 1 to 954 and encodes 317 amino acids. The record is from RefSeq and is a predicted model, not a curated record. Lineage: Eukaryota; Fungi; Basidiomycota; Tremellomycetes; Trichosporonales; Trichosporonaceae. The transcript has a single exon.
AUGAUCCAAGGUGUUUCGAAGGGAGCACCCGAGCGAGCGUGGGGAAAGGGGGGGGCACCGCCAAACAAACCAGGCACUCACCGUUCUAGUGUCAUGCCCCGCGAAGUUGUGGCGGUCGCCGAAUGUGCUGCACUCUGGCACGUAUUGUGCGUGACCUUGGAGGCCGCCUUUGGAUCGUGGCGCACUGAGCCUUCUACAGCUGAACCCGAUAGCACCGAUACCCCGCGUUUCGGGGAGAUGGGGAGAUGUGCUGACGUGCUCCGCGAGGACCUUGCGGUUUCCGUCCGUCAAGCCCAAUCCACACGCAUGUACAAGGUUGCGAGCCGCCUGUCGACCCCAGUGUACUGGCGCUUCUCAGUGCACAUGGUGGUGGCUAUCGAGACUAUCCCGACCCGAAAACGCUGUCCCGACAGAUCGAACCUGCGAAGGAAGUUGCAGUCCAAGCCACCGCCACGACACGGCCGCUUGCACCGCAGCGCCGCCGACAACCACUUCUUGGGCCCCGGGGACUCUCUGCCAAGCACACACGCUGCGUUGAACCCAGCCACCGAGUCGCACUAUCAACCUAAUAGGGUGUGGCACACGCACUGCUUUGCGGAGAAAGGGGCAACGUUGAUAAGAACUGCUAGGGUGAAAGCUUGUUGUGCGGUUGUUGCCGAACCAACCGAGAGCAACUCGUCAGGUGGCGGAACGGGGUGGCGUGUGAGCUCGAGAAGGGCAGGUCGGUUGCACCGUAGACGGGGAAGUGGACGGGAAGGUGAGAAGGCAAGAACGGACUGGGGUACCAGCAGUUGGCCGCACUGGGGACUCGGCAGGUCGCUGCGUAAAGCUUAUGAGUUGGAGGCCAGUACCCCUGACCACCAGAGCUCUGUCAGCCACUUUGGACCGUCCACGUUCUUUGUCUGCAGGCAGCAAGGUGCGACUCACCAAAGUGACUGCCAAGCGUUUCCCUAA